AUGGGAGCUGGAGGACGUCCGUUUGAUCAUCCACCUGAUGAUCAAAUGAUCUUGAAACAAAAGGUGGUGGAAUCUCGAAGGGCUUCUUCUAAUCAUGCUGCAUAUGUCUCACAUGGUAUCUUCUUUGCUGUCUUCUUGUCGGUUGUUUAUUAUCUCAUUGUAAGGUGGCAUGAAAAGACCCUCAACUCCACUCCUCUCCUUGUUGUCACCAUGUUUGAGAUGGCUGCCAUUAUCACCUUCGUGGCUUCCUGUAUUUACCUUCUUGUUUACUUUGGCAAUAGCCUUGUACACCACACACAUUUUUUAGAUGAGGAAGAAGACCAACCAGAAGAAACAACAAACACCGUUCAUUGUGAAUAUGCUCAUCUGUCUUUAAAACAAGUUGGAAAGAAGGAUAAAGUGACCCAAGAGGAUGAGGCGGUGAUACAAGCGGUGGUUUCCGGUGAAACGCCAUCUUAUUCAUUGGAAUCGAAGCUUGGGGACUGCAAACGAGCAGCGGUUAUCAGAAGAAUGGCGGUAGAGAGGAUCGCCGGAAAGUCUCUUGACGGUUUGCCGGUGGACGGGUUUGAUUAUGAAUCUAUAUUGGGACAGUGUUGUGAGAUGCCUGUUGGUUAUGUUCAAAUACCAGUGGGAAUUGCUGGCCCGAUGUUGCUGGAUGGAAAGGAGUUCUGGGUUCCCAUGGCGACCACUGAAGGGUGUCUUGUGGCUAGUACCAAUAGGGGUUGUAAGGCCAUUUACGCUUCUGGUGGAGCCACCAGCAUCUUACUCAAGGAUGGCAUGACUCGAGCUCCGGUGGUCAGGUUCGCCACUGCCAAGAGGGCUGCUGAGUUGAAAUUCUUCUUGGAGGAACCACUCAACUUUGAGACACUUGCCACCGUUUUCAACAAAUCAAGCAGAUUCGGGAGGCUUCAGACAAUCCGAUGUGCGAUUGCAGGGAAGAAUCUAUACAUAAGGUUCACUUGCAGCACCGGCGAUGCAAUGGGGAUGAACAUGGUUUCGAAAGGUGUUCAAAAUGUUUUGGAGUAUCUCCGGGCUGAUUUCUCCGAUAUGGACGUCAUUGGCAUCUCCGGCAACUAUUGCUCCGAUAAGAAACCGGCGGCGGUGAACUGGAUUGAAGGGAGAGGCAAAUCGGUGGUGUGUGAGGCAAUUAUAAAGGAACAAGUGGUGAAGAAAGUACUGAAAACAAACGUAGCUUCAUUGGUGGAGUUAAACAUGCUCAAGAACCUCACUGGAUCCGCCAUGGCCGGUGCUCUUGGUGGGUUCAAUGCUCAUGCUAGUAACAUCGUGUCGGCCGUGUACCUUGCCACCGGCCAAGAUCCAGCUCAGAACAUCGAGAGCUCCCACUGCAUCACCAUGAUGGAAGCUGUGAACGGCGGCAAUGACCUUCAUGUGUCGGUGACCAUGCCUUCAAUCGAGGUUGGGACGGUGGGUGGUGGAACUCAGUUGACUUCACAAUCUGCAUGCCUGAACUUGCUGGGAGUGAAGGGUGCAAACAAAGAAUCAGCUGGAUCAAAUGCACGGCAGUUGGCUAUGGUGGUCGCCGCCGCAGUUCUCGCCGGAGAGCUGUCUCUUAUGUCAGCAAUCGCGGCGGGGCAACUAGUGAACAGCCACAUGAAAUACAACCGCUCCAAUAAAGACAAUUCCGUCGAAUCUUAA
Molecule: messenger RNA, 1656 nt
Organism: Cynara cardunculus var. scolymus (artichoke)
Lineage: Eukaryota; Viridiplantae; Streptophyta; Magnoliopsida; Asterales; Asteraceae
Product: 3-hydroxy-3-methylglutaryl-coenzyme A reductase-like
Exons: 2
Coding region: 1-1656 (551 amino acids)
Biological process (GO): coenzyme A metabolic process; isoprenoid biosynthetic process; sterol biosynthetic process
Cellular component (GO): peroxisomal membrane; endoplasmic reticulum membrane
Molecular function (GO): hydroxymethylglutaryl-CoA reductase (NADPH) activity; protein binding
Source: RefSeq, a predicted model, not a curated record